This is a messenger RNA of Phoenix dactylifera (date palm), 2413 nucleotides long. RefSeq names its product plant viral-response family protein. NCBI's taxonomy places the organism in Eukaryota, Viridiplantae, Streptophyta, Magnoliopsida, Arecales, Arecaceae. The record is from RefSeq and is a predicted model, not a curated record.
AAAGUAAAAGAAAAGGCCAAAGCCGUCGCCCCGAGGAGUCGCCAUCUCUUCCCUCAAUAUUUUUCCCUUCUCCCUGCGAGCUCCCGUCUCGGUGCUGGAGAUCGGAGGGAGCAGAAGAAAGAAAAAAGAAGUGAAGAAGCGCGAGGAAAAAGAGAGAGAGAUAAAACCCUCGAGAUCUCUAACCCUUUUCCCCUCCUGCUCUCGCUCUCGCUCUCGCUCUCUCCCUCGCUCUCACUCGAGUCUCGGCGGUAGAGAAAAAGAGAAACAGACCGCGUUGGUUUGCUUUGCUCUCUCUUCUCUCUGCUCAUCUCUUUUCCCGGCCCUCUCGUUUCGCAAUCAUUUCGUCGAGGCGGCGAACCCCACGCUCUCCCCAAUCCAAUCCCUUCCUCCCUCAGCAAGAUAUAUAGUUUAAAAGCAAGAAGAGAGGAAGAGGAGGCAAUCCAUCGUCGGUCAACGCUCUCGGGGCCCUUGUCGUAAUUUCUGGAAGAUCCGAGGGCGAGAUUCAGUUAAAAAAAAGAGAAUGGGAUCGUUCAGGGGUCACGUGCUGCCCGGGAGCCUAUUCCUGGCGGUGGGAUUGUGGCACAUCUGGAGCGCGGCGGUUCGGUACGUGUCGGACCCGGUGGCGUUUCGGGUCCGGGUGUGGAAUCCGGCGGAGCGGUGGUUCGGCGGGAAGGCGCGGCACCUGGAGCUCUACGUGGUCGCCGGCGGCGCCUUCGUCGACAUGUGCGUCGAGUUAUUGUAUUCGCCUCACUUCCACUACUUCGUAGGACCCGAGAAGAUACUGAAUCCGGCGCACAUGAACGACUUCGAGCAUGGUGGAAUGCUCCUCAUGUUCUUCCUCUUCGGCGCCAUCGCCCUCCUCUCCGAGAAAACCAGCUUCCUACCCAUGCCGCAUGGAGCGCUUUGCCUGAUAGCCGCAUCAGCCUUCAGCGCGGAGUAUCUACUGUUCUCCUUCCACUCCACCACCCACAAGGGACUGGAAGGCUACUAUCACCUCAUCCUUGUCAUCCUCGUCGCCCUUUGCAUUGCCGCCACGAUCGCUGGCGCUCUCUUCCCCACCAGUCUCGCUGUGGACCUUGGUAGCGGGGUUUCCAUCACUCUCCAGGGCCUGUGGUUCUACCAGACUGCUUUCACCCUCUACGGCCCCAUGAUGCCCCGGGGUUGCCUCCUCGACGACAACGGAAUCAAGUGCCACUCGCAUGACAGCCAGGUCCGCGCGGAGCUGCUUGCCAACUUCCACCUCUUCUCCCUUGUCUUUCUGAGCUUCCUCUAUGUUCUUGGAUGCUAUGCCAUCGCGGCGGCAUGGUAUGGCCACCCAGAUUUGAGGAAAUUGCAUGCCUCUGCUCUGGCGAGCCAAGAAGGUGAUGAGAAUGGUGAGGUAGAGGCUGCCGGUCGGUUCUUUCCAGAGAUGAUGGCUGCUCAGUGACAAGGAAAAGGAUCUGGAGUUCUUGAAGGCUUGUUGCGAAAAGAAGCAAACUGCACUUGAAUGAUAUUUGGAAGGAUUCAGCUGUGAUGGCAGUAGGAUGUUCAUCAUCAUAAAGAUUGCUGAGACAUAGUUUGUUGAGUAAUUAGGUCAAGCCAGGUCGUGUUAGAUGCUACUAGGAAGGAUAAGAGAAGCCCGUCUUUUGAGAUACAAAAGAAAUGAGGAACAAAAAGAAAAAGAAUCAAACACCAGGAUGGUUUCAAGUAAACUCUGAUAUUUUAAUACUCGAGGUUCCUUUUUUGUUGAGUUGAUGCAAUUGCAAUGGAACCAUGAUUACUGAGAGAGAGAUGAAGAGAAUGACAGCAAGCAACUGAAUUUUGAAGAGAGUUUUACGAUUCAGACAGUGUGAUCUUCUUGGCUUUGAAAAAAUAUAAUGUAAUUACUAAUAGCACAGAUUUAAAAACAUUGCUUGCUGUACGGUGACAGGAAAAGGUUCAUCUACCCUCUUCUAAGCUUGUUUUCUUGACAGUUCAAAUAUUUGAAAAGCUAUAUUUUGGCAGCCCAAAUGCCAGGAAGACUUUGUGGGUCGUGCGAGAAGCGUGAUGAGAUCUUUGUUUAACACGAAUCUCGAAGUCUGGAUCAGCAUAGGAUAAUUCUGAUUUAUGGAAAAUUCUAUUUCAUGGAUGGUAUGCAAGAAGUUGCUACUGCAGUGCUACCUACCUGUGAGCAGGGGAAGAUGGUGGAUGGUGCAUGACCUUAGGUGUUACGAUUCCUGAGGUAACAUCGUUGACGCAAUCUCAUAGGCAAAAACUUUCAUGCAGGUUGUAGGCUUGAAAUUUACAUUGUUCAUGUACCAUCAUCUACUCAAGCACAGGAUUCGGCUAAUAAAAAAAUUAUGACACCAUUGGGUGAAUAGGCUUUUGUAAGACAAAGUUGACCAUUCAAAAGCUUCAGGUUUUAUCUUUAAUGCGAGAUGAUUGAAUUUUUUUA